This is a messenger RNA of Ruditapes philippinarum (Manila clam), 1166 nucleotides long. RefSeq lists its product as uncharacterized. The record is from RefSeq and is a predicted model, not a curated record. The transcript is spliced from 6 exons. The coding region runs from base 97 to 1119 and encodes 340 amino acids. NCBI's taxonomy places the organism in Eukaryota, Metazoa, Mollusca, Bivalvia, Venerida, Veneridae.
CAGAAGAAAAUGACGCUCCUCAUUAGCAACGUCACAUUGCGUCCGGAAAAUUAUAAUCAUGGCUGUUGACAAAUCUUAAAAGCAUGUGAAAAAUUAAUGGCUAGUGAAAAUUCAGGCACUUUUAUAUGGCUCGUUAGCUUUAAGAAAUCCUGCAGCGAAAGGUUUGCAAGAUUUCGAAACCGCUUGCGCCAAAGAUACUAUGCAAGACGAGGCAGGACUCUUGACCCAGAAACCUUGUUAAAUGAAACAGGUACUGCCGACAUGGUCGUCGGGAAGAUUGCUGGAAAGUCAAACAAAGCCGUUCCUAAAAAGCUGUCAUCUAAAAAUGACGAUGCCGUAGAUACAGAAAAUACAACAGAUACAGAGAUCACAGCAGACGAAAACACCACAGCAGACGUUAAGGCCACAGCAGACGACAAGAUCACAGCAGACGACAAGACCACAGCAGACGACAAGACCACAGCAGACGUGAAGACCACGGCAUACGACAAGACCGCAGCAGGCGACAAGAUCACAGCAGACGACAAGAUCACAGCAGACGUUAAGUCCACAGCAGACGAGAAGACCACGGCAUACGACAAGACCGCAGCAGGCGACAAGAUCACAGAAGACUAUAAGAUCACAUCAGACGACAAAAGCACGGCAGACGACAGACUUGUUGAAGAAUAUGUAUCGUGCAUCAUUGAUAAAGCAGCAGACAGUCUGAGACAGGAGUUGCCUAGCAACACAACGACCGUAACAGUGAAGCCAGCAGACGACAUCAUUUCAUUGUCAUCCAGUAUCAUCAGCCAAAUUGCUGAUAUGGCUGUAACGGAGAGCUUGUUAAAUAUUGUGACAGAUGCCGACAUCAACCAAUCUGCUAUUACAGCUGCUAGAACAGAUACUAGAACUAUCAAAGAAUCCAAAGUUUCAGAGUACAAGAAGAAGAAAGAAGCUGCGUGCGUGUGUCUGUCUGUGUGUGUUUAUUUGUUUUGUUGUCUGUUUGUUUUGUUUUGUGUGUUUUUGUUCAGUUUGUGUGUUUUAUGUUUUCUUUUGCUUUACUUGUUUGUUUUUUAUCUUAUUCGUUUUUUCAUGUUGUGCAUAGGCUUCAACUUAAUUUUCAAAGUAUUAUCGUCAUAAAAUUGUUCAUGAAUAUAAUUGUUACUAAUAAAGUCUAUUGGAAGAUA